Molecule: messenger RNA, 4702 nt
Organism: Neolamprologus brichardi
Lineage: Eukaryota; Metazoa; Chordata; Actinopteri; Cichliformes; Cichlidae
Gene: adnpb
Product: activity dependent neuroprotector homeobox b
Biological process (GO): regulation of gene expression
Cellular component (GO): nucleus
Molecular function (GO): DNA binding
Source: RefSeq, a predicted model, not a curated record
GUUUCUAAUGAGCCGGCCUCGCGAGGUUCUCACAAUUUAUGCUAAUCAAGUCGAUGUCACUUCCGCCCCUUUUAUUUGCGCCAUUUUGGAUAGGGCAGUUUCUAGGCUGGAUGUGUAUUGUCUGUCAGAGAAGAGAAUGGGCAAAGCGUUAUAGGCUAACAGGCACUCGUAGGUAGAGUUAAAUGCGAUUUAUUUGAACGAGUAGUUGUUCCUCAAAAACAAGGCAUGUGCCCACCCUCACCACUCCAGGGAAUGGAGCUUUUAAUUGUCUAAUGAAGCUGCAAGGCUUUUCGCUCCCGUUGGCCGACCGGAGGGAAGAGGAUAGCCCUUGUCGGCGAGGGACAGUCGGGUUUGGAGGAUAGACUCGCGUUCGGUCGACUCGUUCUUCUGGCGAAGCAAGCUGUCACCUUAAAGGAUAUUGGCGGAGAUAUCCGAGCAAGUGAAAGUGUCUCUACAUCGCCUCAGCCAUCCUGAGGUGACACAUUUCACUGAGACGGGAGCGCUGGAUGUGAACGCAGGCAGGCAGAAUGUUCCAGCUCCCCGUCAAUAACCUGGGCAGUCUGCGGAAAGCAAGGAAAAAUGUCAAAAAGGUCCUCGGAGACAUUGGCCUGGAGUUCUGUAGAGAUCACCUAGAGGACUAUAAAGACUUCACUCCUCCUGAGGUGUAUAUAAAGCACACUAGCUGGGAGGAUGUCUGUAUGUGGGAACCAUCGCAUACCAAAGCCCAGGACUACCGCUCAAAACCUUUCUGCUGUUCUGGCUGCCUCUUCUCAUCCAAGUACUUCUCUGCGUACAAAAGCCAUUUCCGCAAUGUACACAGCGAGGACUUUGAAAACAAUAUUCUGCUCAACUGCCCCUACUGCACUUACAAUGGCAACAAAAAGACUCUGGAAACACACAUUAAACUUUUCCACAUGCCCAAUAACACUGUGCGGCAGGGCCCCGGUGGUAUGGCGGGAGCUGGUGGGAUCAUGAUGAAGGACGGGCUGCUGAAGAGAAGCGGGGACAGUGUGGAACAGGCGGUGUACUACUGCAAAAAGUGCACCUACAGGGACCCUUUGUACAAUGUAGUGCGAAAGCACAUCUAUCGGGAACACUUUCAGCAGGUGGCCCAGCCCUACAUUGUGAAACCAGGAGACAAGGCUAAUGCUCACAACGGUGGCACAGACGGUACUAACACGAACAACGUGAGCAGCAACCAGAUUCACUGCAAGAAGUGUCUGUUUGUUCCACGGACCUAUGAGGCACUAGUCCAACAUGUCAUUGAGGACCACGAGAGGAUUGGUUACCAGGUCACUGCAAUGAUUGGACACACCAGCGUGAUCGUCCCCCGUCCCAAACCCAUCAUCAUGAUGCCCCCAAAAACCCAAGGAGACAAAACCAUCAUUGGGAUGGGCCCUAAAGGUGCAGUAAUGGCUUCUACCAGGUCUCCUAGCUCACAGCAGCUGGGUCGACUUGUCAUGGCAUCAAAGACUGGUUUCAACUCUCAGAGUCUUCUGUCGGGAUUGAAACACGAUGCUAUAGGAUUAAAGGCUGGUACCACGCAGCCGUUCUCUAUUGGCAGCCAGCAAGUUCGAGUUACUUUGCCCGGUAACGCCCAAGUUUCUGUGCCACAGCAGUCACACGCAGCAAAGCAGCUUAUUUCUGGUGGCAGCCUACGGAGCCCAGUUAUGCUCGGUGCUUCUUCCUCACUCAAAUCAAACCCUCUUGGUUCACGUGUUCAAGCAGCAGCUACUACUGUAGCCUCUGUUACGGCUAAGAAAGGUGGCUCAUCUGUCCUUGGCACAUCCUAUACCCAGAAGUGGAAAAUCUGCACCAUCUGCAAUGAGCUCUUCCCGGAGAAUGUGUACAGUUCUCAUUUUGAGAAGGAACACAAAGCAGAGAAGGUGCCUGCUGUGGCCAACUACAUCAUGAAAAUUCACAAUUUCACCAGCAAGUGUCUCUACUGUAACCGCUAUCUCCCCAGUGACACAUUGUUAAACCACAUGUUGAUCCACGGUCUGUCUUGUCCACACUGCCGUGCAACCUUCAAUGACGUUGAGAAGAUGGUGGCCCACAUGCGGCUGUCACACCCAGAUGAGAGAGUUGGCCCACGCACAGACUCUCCUCUGACUUUUGACCUCACUUUGCAGCAGGGUAAUCCCAAAAACGUUCAGUUGAUUGUUACUACAUACAACAUGAGAGAUGCCCCUGAGGAGUCAGUGGCAUUUCAUGCUCAAAAUAGCUCCUCUGUAUCAUCAGCCUUGUCUGCCUCGCUAAUAUCAGGUAAGAGGUUAAUGCCUCAGCACCCACCCAAAACACCUUCAGGGGCUGCUGACAGUGUACCAGCAAAGAUUGCCCCACAGGCAUCUGUACCAUACAAGAGGGAUGUGGGCAAGACUUUAUGUCCUCUUUGCUUCUCUAUCCUUAAAGGCCCAAUCUCAGACUCACUGGCCCACCAUCUGAGAGAGAGGCAUCAGGUCAUACAAACAGUUCACCCAGUAGAAAAGAAACUGACUUACAAGUGUAUUCACUGCUUGGGAGUUUAUACAAGUAACAUGACUGCCUCCACCAUCACACUACAUUUGGUGCACUGUCGAGGUGUAGGGAAGUCCCAGAAUGGGCAAGAUAGCCGGGCAGCCCAUUCUUCUCGGGUCAGUCCGGCUCAGAGCAGUGCCCUCAAACGGGCCAGCUUUGAUAGCUCUGAGGCUAGUGCACCAAAACGAAGGAGGCCAGGACCGCCUGGGGAAAGGGCCCACCCCAGGGAUAUCAAUGGUCCGUCCGGAUUUGUAGAAAACCCGGAUGAACCUGUUGUCCUGGCACUUGACCCCAAAGGACACGAAAACCUGUCAUACGAAUCCAAGAAGGCAUUUCUAACGCAGUAUUUCAGUCGAGCACCAUAUCCUACACAAAGGGAGGUGGAGAAGCUGGCAGCCAGCCUGUGGCUGUGGAAGUCUGACAUCGCUAGCCACUUUGUCAACACAAGGAGGAAGUGCGUACAGGAAUGUGAAACCCAGGGCGCCAGCGUGUUGCUUGGGUUCAGUAUGCAUGAGCUCAGCAAAGUUAGCCACGAGCUGGCGUUCGGUCAGGAUGGCGUGUGCGAGGGCAGACGUGGCAAACGGCGGACAUCUAGGAUGCAUAUGGGACUAUCGGAGCAGGCUCUGCAGAGACACAGGGAGCUUAUAGCUGCUAAUGGUGGCAUAGCUCCACUACCAAAAAGAAAGCCAGCUGCGAAUGUGGAAGAUACUAAAGCAAAGCCAUCUGCCCCAAAUCCCAACAGUGCCAGCAAAGACCAACCCAAGACAAUCAACAGCACCUUACCACAGAAAAUGCCUCUAGACCUCUCCGAACCUAUAGCUAUCGACUCUGACAGUGAUGAGGAAGAGCAGCAGGAGGAUAACAAGGAAGCAGAGGGAGAGGUACAUCUCCAUGGUAACCAGCAGCUUACUGGAGCUAAGGAAAGAAUGGAGCCAAGGACAAGGGCCAAGAUUGUUUCAGAUCUAGAUGAUCUCUCAGACGACGACGAUGAUGACGACGAUGAGGAUGAGGAUGACGACGAUGAAGAUGAAGGGGUGCACGUCGAGAAUGGUUUUGGACCCACAGAGGGCUCAGGAAGACAGAGUGCUAAAGCAAGAGACACUCUACCCAUCAUCAUUCCCAAGUUUGUCCCAUCAUCAGCAAGAAGCAGGAGAGACGCAGCCCAGCUGGGCAAGCAGCAGGUGUGACUGAUAAAAAAUCAAAAGACUCGCACACUCAAGAGAGGCACUUAAGAUUUGAUCGCCUCGCCUGAACUGAAGGACACUGCACAGCAACACUAGGCAUCUGUGAAGGAGGGAGCGACGAGGGAACUCGAACACAAGCCAUCCAAUGACUUCUAAGGGCAGCAGCUAGGACUCAUGUAAAGAUUUGUGAACAAAGUUUAAAUGUUGUUUUUUUUGUUUUGUUUUUCCCCCCAGAGCAGGGGAGGGAAGGUGUAAAGAUACUGAUGUUACACCAAACAAAGUUUUUUGCCUUCUAUAUACUUUAGUACAUUGGGGUGGAGUCCUAACGGUGAUGUAGCCAUUGAGCUUGGCUUAAAAUACUGAGAUGUUUUGAGGUCAGGCUUUGAAGCUGACUAACUAAUCCAUCAUUUUUCAUGUAGUUCUCCUCAGAUAGGUAGUGUAAAUUUGUACAGUCUUUUAGACAUGUUUGGACACAUGAUGCUGUACAUGUACUCUUAAAUAUUUGCUAUUACCUGUGUGUAAGGUAGCCUCAUAUGUUCUACAUUGGUAUGCUUAACAUACAAUAGGUGUUGCUUUGGUGGCUGGUAUUUUCUGGUAUGUUUAUUUUUUAACCAAAACUAGUUUCUUUGCAAAAUAAUAUAUCUAUAAAUAAACGAACAGUUUUUUUUUGUUUGGAUUUUAGAUAUUAUUUUAAUUUUUAAUGAAUUCUUUUGUGGAAUGAUAGUGGAAAGCAGCAUUUCAGCCACUUUUUGCAGCCUCUUGCUCCUUAUCCCUGACUGUACUGUACUUGCCUUCUAUUUUCACAAUUUUCACUCGAUGUUUUGCUCCCCCUUCAAGACUGGACAGUAAUCAGCAAACUGACAUCCACAAUAGUGAAAGCAUUUUUUUUUCCAAAAAAGAUAUUGUGUUUUAUAUGUGUUCUUUGAAUUGUGUGUAUUUGUUUUCAUUUUCCACUUUAGCAUUUAUGAACAAUAAAGUGCUGUAAUUGUGCUUCUCAGACA